This is a messenger RNA of Ostreobium quekettii, 1296 nucleotides long. The record is from the annotation of a GenBank genome assembly. NCBI's taxonomy places the organism in Eukaryota, Viridiplantae, Chlorophyta, Ulvophyceae, Bryopsidales, Ostreobiaceae.
AUGAGUACAUGGCUUUUGGCACUGACCAGUCAAACAAGCUUUGGGGGUGCUCAAGAUGAUUUUAUGGGAUACAACUGCGGAGGCACCACCAACUGUACAGGAGUGCACUGGUUGAGCGACUAUUUGUCACACGUCGCUGCCAGUGGCCAUGUGGUUUUUCAUCAAACUGCACAAGAUGCAGCAGUGCUUCACUUUAAGCAUGAAUGUUUUUGGAAAGCAGGGGAGGGUAGCCCUGUGACACAUGUUGAGAGCACACUGCAGAGUGCAGAGUUCUAUGGCAACAAGGCCCUCAAGAUCUACAGGUCAAAGGAUGUCACACACUCAGAGUGGAUCGCCGCAGUCAAGGAUGCCAUAAAGGGGAUGAAGACGUUUGUGGCCAAGUAUCACCCUGCAGGGCCACAAUGGAAUGCGGAGGGAGUGUCAGUCCAAGAAUAUUUAACUUCUGGAGCACCACCUCCUCCGCCGCCUGUGCAGGAGGAGAAGCCCCCUGCCCAGAAACCUGGGCCCACCCAAGCCUGGCAGGCCGACAAAGUGGAAAAGCCUGAUGAAUUGACUGCCAGCCUGACAGAUGCAAAGAAGGGUCUGAAGAAGCUUGAAGGUGAUGCAGAGGCUCCAGCAGAGCAGAAGGCUGGCGUUCAAGCAGCGCCGGCUGUGGGAAAUGCAGUCGCUGCGGCAGCAGCAGCGGCCGCUGCGGUGGCUUUGAAGAAAGUAGAACCAGCUGCCAAAGAACCUGCUGCCACCAAGCCUGCCACCACCAAGCCUGCCGCCACCAAGCCUGCUGCCGUUGGCAAGCCCAAGGAAAAGCCAGCUCCUCCCCCUGGGCGCACAGAGCUGGUGGCCGAUCGUAAGUGGGAAGUGGAGCACCACAAGGGCAACCAUGAGAUCCUUAUUGAAGACAACAACUCCAAGCACACCCUGUACAUCUUCAAAUGCGAAGAUUGCGUUGUCCAGGUGAAGGGCAAGUUGAAUGCUAUCACGAUGGACAAUUGCAGCCGCACGGGCCUGGUCUUCGACAGCGUCCUUGCCUCGGUGGAGGUCGUCAACUGCAAGCGCGCAGAGGUCCAAUGCACAGGCCACAUCUCCACGUUGGCCGUCGACAAGUGCGACGGCUGCCAGCUGUACGUUCCGCACACCUCCAUGGACGUCGCGGUGACGGUGGCCCAGUCCAGCGCCAUCAACAUUGUGGUCACCGGCGAGCAGGACUGCGAGGAGUUCCCGAUUCCCGAGCAAUUCGUGAGCAAGUUUGUGGACGGGAAGCUGGUGACGGAGCCCGCGCAGCACACAGGCUCGGCCUAG